Messenger RNA from Exophiala aquamarina CBS 119918, 1176 nucleotides. RefSeq lists its product as uncharacterized. The coding region runs from base 1 to 1176 and encodes 391 amino acids. Lineage: Eukaryota; Fungi; Ascomycota; Eurotiomycetes; Chaetothyriales; Herpotrichiellaceae. The record is from RefSeq and is a predicted model, not a curated record. The transcript is spliced from 3 exons.
AUGGCCGCAACGAAGAGACAUGCUCUCGUAUUCGGGGCGUCUGGGGUGACAGGAUGGGCAGUGGUGAAGGAGCUUCUGCUUGACUACCCAGAGGCUGGGACAUGGAAUAAGGUGACUGCCUUGACCAACAGGCCUCUGAGUCUCGAGGUUUCCCAGUGGCCGACGACGGGGAACUUGAGCAUCGUGUCGGGCUUGAAUCUGCUCGAGCCAUCUCAGGAGGUCUUCAAUGGGACUGUUAGGAAAGAGAUCUCUGAUAUAGACACGGUCACCCAUGUCUUUUACUAUGCCUACAAAGCCAAUCCGAAUUUCCAGCAGGAGAAAAAGGACGCCGUUGAUAUGCUGGUGCGGGCAAUCACUGCCGUGGAUCAACUCUCGCCGGUUCUUCAAUUCGUGGCUUUCCAGACGGGUGCAAAGGCAAGCUACUCUCUUCCAUGUUACCGAGAGGAUCAUUAUCACCCAGUACCACUUAAAGAGUCGCUGCCCAGGUUAAAGCCACCCUUCAGUGAUCAGCUCUUUUACCAUGCCCAACUGGAAUGGUUAGAAUCUUAUGCCAAAGGCAAAUCAUGGACCUGGUGCGAAACCAGGCCAGAUAUCGUGGUGGGAUUCGCUCCAAACCACUCUGCUUACUCUCUUGCCGCGUCUUUGGCCAUCUACUUCUCCCUUUGGAGAGAAAUCAAUGGCCCAGGUAGCGUAGUCCCAUUCCCUGGAACGAUGAAGAGCUGGAAGGCAAAGCACAAUGACGCCGGCAGUGUGGCGAUUGCCAAAUCAACCAUAUUUCUAUCGUUGCAUCCUGAAAUCAGCGGAAAUGGUGAAGCUUUCAACGUGGCGUCCUCCGCCAAAUAUGCAACGUGGGAGGAUAAGUGGCCUCUGCUGUGUGAAUACUUCGGCCUCAAGUCAGGGCCGCCAAUUGACCCGUCCAAAGAGGUUCGAGCGUACAUCAAUGACAACAUUGGGCGCUGGAAGGAGAUGGAGCAAAAGAACAAGCUCCGAGAGGAUAUUGCUCAGUCAGGAAUCACAAUGCCAGGAUUUGAGAUUCUCCAUCUAACGCUGGCCGAUUUCGAUCGCCAGUAUGAUAUGAGCAAAAUCUACAAUGCCGGGUUCAAGGAAGAUUACUCAGUCAUGGAGAUCUGGGGAACGACCUGGGAUGAAAUGAGGAAGGCCAAAAUGAUACCGUGA